ACAUCGGUUUGAAACGGUAUAAAAUAUCGAUGUAUCUACCAACUACGCGUAUAUCUGUACGAUAUGACGAAUGUCAGUUGUUACACGACAGCCGUGCGAUGAAAAGCGUCAAGAGGACUGAUGAUUUACCGCGGCGAUUGAUGUCAGUUUCAGCAGAAACAAAUGGAUUGAUUCUCGAAAGUGAUUUGGCGCGUGCUACGAAAUUAUCGAAAUUAUCCAAGGACGCGACUUUAUACGUUGGUAGCGAUCAUUGCAUCUGAAAUUAAUUUGGUUUAUUAAGUGAUUAUAUACUUAGAAGUUAAUAUAGAAGUUUAUUGGACAGUCUUCGCGAAGAUCUAGAAAUUCAUCGUGACAAUGUCUUGCAAAAAGUUCUGCUACUAUCGGAAAACUCGGUUGACCGAAGACUCAGAGUGUUUAACGCCUGCGCUGGAGAUUUUCACGAGAGCUCAUCGUUUAUUAAAAAAUUUUAUGGACUCGUACAAGUUCGUUCGACGAUCGCUUAAUUAGCAAUAAUUUCGCAUAAUGCCAAACAGCUCGCGCGUAUACAGUAAAUAACGCAAGGAAUAACUGUAUUUGAAAAAAUCAGAAUGCACGAGGGGAAAUGUUGCGGCAUGGAUUACGACGCGGUUCCUUUACACGGAGCCCUGGAUAUUGUGGCCGCGGCAAUGACAUCAAUAGUCUGUGGAAACGUAAAAAAGGGAUCUCAAAGAUCUGGAUUGUUUCGUAAUAUGUUGCCUUGCGUUCACCAUCAAGAUAUGGAAGUUCUGCCAGAAGAAAUUGUUCGCAAAGUGGAUACGAUUGUGACGUGUUUAGAAAGGUGCUGCGCCAUCGAGAACGUUACACGUCGAAUAAAAGAUGUCUUACGUAUUUUGGAAAGAUUAGCACCUUGCGCAAUGUCAGAAAAGUUUCAAACGUUAUCGCUCCUCUUAAAAGAAAUAAUGAGAAAGCUGAUUUGUCGUGGUCAGGAUUUAGAAGAACCGUUCGGCAAUACGCAGACCAAGCUGAUACUAAAUCUUGUGAACAACUUUAUUCGUGACUGGAGCGAAAAGAGGUCUGGAUCGCGACCCUGUCUCAGGAUCUGUAGAUUUUGCGAUCGUGUGGUUAAUGAAACCACUCGACAGUGGGGAACAUUUUGCUGCAACGAAGCUAAAACAUUUCACGACAUCCGUAUAGAAUGGAUUCUACGUCAGUCGAUUACGUCGGACGCCGGUAAAGACGAAGCAAUCGAUCGGAGGCCAAAAUCGAAAUCUUCAAGAACAUACGCUUCCGUGGAAAUAUCUAGGGCUGUAGAUGUCACGGAUUAUGAUGACAGUAGCGCGAGAUUCGACGAGCGUACGAGCGUGAAGGAAAAACUAGAAAGUCCCGAUCGAACGAUAAAACAUCGAUCUGCCGGUGAGAUAAGUGAGACACGUCGCGCGGAAGCUGAAGUGUUCUCGAAGAAAACAAAGAUAGAAAGAUACGACGAUUCGAGUAGGGAAUGGGAUAAAUUUGACAGAGUCGAGGGCAGGGAUUUAACAAAGACAGCAGCUGGCACGUUGGAGGGAAAGAUGAGAGGAAAAAUAAAGAGGAACCGCGAUAUCGACAGAACCGGCGAGUAUCCUAUCGCGCCAGAUGGACGGGAGGAACGUGACGAUGUUCCGUAUAAAAGUAAGCUCGACAAGAUCCGUGGAUCGCGUGGUUUACGUGACACGAACGAGGAACGAGCAGCUGCUGGAAAAAUGAAGAAAAUUAAAAGGGACGCCAAGUAUUUGAGCCAGAAGCGAUUGGAAUACACGGAAUUCUCGGAAACGGAAUCCGAAGGAACUAGAGUUCAUCGAUCGAGAGAAGGGGAUAAAGGUGUACCAGUGAUAACGGAGAAAUCACCUAAAGAAAGAAGAAAGAAUAAAUUACAUGGGCAUGCAUUGGUAGAGAACGAAAGAAAGAAAAUGGUUGAGAAGACGACCGACACAGAUAUCGAAGAGAAAACAACCGGCCGACGAAACAGGAAAAAGCCACGAACGGAGGAGGACAUCGAGCUGGACGAAAUGACGGAUACAAGCGAGCGUAAAGAGGCUGAUAGACGAAAGAAGAAGAGGGCAGAUGCGUUUGACAAUGGAAAGAAAAUGGUAUCUUAUACCUUCGACGAAGAAGACAAAGUUUUGAAAUCUGGUGGAACGCAGGAUGGACGCUCGAGCAACGAAAGGAACGAAACUGAGUCUAUCUUAACGAAGAAACGUAGGGACGUUAAGCGUGGUGCAAGCAGCGUCGAAGAUAAAUCAACGCUCGAUUCAGAGAGUCGGAAUAAGAAAGAAACAAGCAAAUCGAGUAACAAGGAAUAUAGACGGUCUGGUUCGGAUAGAACCGAGGAUAAUUCUAGCAAGACGUAUGGAUCUCGUUACCACAAAAAAAGAUCGAUAUUCAGCGAUAUCCAAAUCGACGAUCGAAGCCCGAUCGAGUACCAAUUAUCAAACCAGCACUUCGUGAAGCUCGGUUGGACAAUGCUGCCGGUUGCCAAAACCAUGAGGAAAAUUAUCCAGUAUCGAGCACAGCCUUCGAAACCUGGUCUCGACUGGUUCAGAAAGCACCAACUCAAUGGAAGAAUGUAUUACGGCGACGAAGCUCGUAUUUUUGUCGAUUUUCACACCGAUGGAUCGGCAGAAGCGUUUUACCCGAAUGGAGCGAUGGCCAUUAAACUCCAGAGACCGCAAAAUCGAAAAUACGAUAUGUAUACUGUAUUCAGCCCAGGAGGCAAAGAUUGCAUGGGAGUAAGGAGGGGUUCGCAAAUUGUCGCCGUAUUCGACACCGUAGGCAACGGUGCUGUUUUCAACGAUGACGGUGCGACCAGGCUGUCGUACAACCAGAUUGGAGGAAUUUGGAGGGAUAAUCCGACAGGAGUACCGCUGACGUGGAAGUGGGACAUCUGCGAAAAGAAAUCGAUAACCAAAAUUGUGUACCUGGAGAAAUCAGCGAUGCACAUAGAGAAGCUUUUAAAUGUAGCAGAGAAGAGAAUAUUAAAAAGUUCCGCAAGCGUCAAAGCAUCGACAUCGCCUGCGAGUCCGCGAAAUAAGGAGAAGAAGGUCGAGGAGCUGAAACCUGUUGUUCCAGAGCACGACGACGAGGAAGAAGAGGUCGAGUCCGGGUACGUUGAGGAAAAAAGACAAAUUCGUCCCGACGAUACCUACCACUUCAGACCGAUCCACUUAAACGUGAACGACUAUGUCGGCUUAAAAAUUUUCAAUCGGACAAAUAUUAUACUUCGAUUCCUCGCUGACAAGAAGAGUAUAAGAAUACAGUUGGGCACGAUUUUAAAUUUAAACGAGGAAGUAGAAUCUUAUUACGUGGACACGAGCCUAAAACAUGGUAUGCUAAAAUGCAAAUUCGAGGAACUGUUACCGUCUCGUUUGAAAUUGGACAGCAUCAUGGAUGACAUAGCCGAAAAGAUCCAGCAAGUCAGAAGAUCGGCAAGAUAUCGCGAACUUACGAUGGCCAAGUAUAGACCGUUGUUGCGUGUCUGGAAAAUGUCAGGAACUAGAUGUCGUCCACGAUAAUUUAAAUUUAUUCUUUCUUUGGCAUAACGAAUUUAUUAAGAUUAUCCUUUUUAUUGAAAAUCGAUAAAUCCUCCCCGUAUUUUUAAUAAUUUAACAAUUUACAUAUCUAAUAAGGAGUAAAUUUUGCGACGCAUAUACGAGAUUUCAUAACAGCUAUAAUUACCAAUUAAUAAAUUCACAUAAUUACGCAAUUUUCACCCGAAUUUUAUAUAAACGCAGUUUCAACGCGGUUUAAAUGCAUUUUAUAUCUGAAUUUUACAUGAUAAUUCUUGUACAUUCAUUUCUCCCCUUGCGCGUGCGUUAAUCUCCGAUGGUUGAAAAUUCGUUGAAAAAUACAUAAUUUUAAAGGCGGUCUUCCAUUUUUCUCUUUCUUUUUUAUUAAAAUAUAUCAGAAAUAAUAAUUAUUUGCCAAUUA
Molecule: messenger RNA, 3942 nt
Organism: Bombus terrestris (buff-tailed bumblebee)
Lineage: Eukaryota; Metazoa; Arthropoda; Insecta; Hymenoptera; Apidae
Exons: 16
Coding region: 588-3527 (979 amino acids)
Source: RefSeq, a predicted model, not a curated record